Molecule: messenger RNA, 5278 nt
Organism: Clarias gariepinus (North African catfish)
Lineage: Eukaryota; Metazoa; Chordata; Actinopteri; Siluriformes; Clariidae
Gene: enc1
Product: ectodermal-neural cortex 1
Exons: 4
Coding region: 290-2065 (591 amino acids)
Molecular function (GO): protein binding
Source: RefSeq, a predicted model, not a curated record
CUCCCCUUGUGCCGAGAACUAGACACACUUGCACGCGCCUAGAGACAGUAGAGCGUGUUCAGCAGCAGCGCGAGCUCGGCACACGGUGUACGCGCGAGGCUAGAACGCGAGCUGUAUCUCUAACUGUAGACUUUAAUGAGAAACCUAAUCAUUAAAUAUCGCACGCGCUGGACCGAACACUGGCGCGCGAGGAUUAAACAUCGACCGCGUUGUGGCUGUGUGCGGUUUGGCAUGCUCGAGGAUCAACACGGACAGAAUUGAACUCCUGCUUUGUCACAAAGAGGAUUCAAUGAAAAUGUCUGUCUGCGUCCAUGAGAACCGCAAGUCCCGAGCCAGCACCGGCUCCAUGAACAUCUACCUUUUUCACAAGUCCUCGUAUGCCGACAGUGUUUUAAUGCACCUGAAUGUCUUGCGGAAGCAGAGGCUCUUCACAGACGUCCUGCUGCACGCAGGCAGCCGCUCCUUCCCGUGCCAUCGUGCUGUGCUGGCUGCUUGCAGUCGGUAUUUCGAGGCAAUGUUCAGUGGCGGGUUAAGAGAAAGCCAAGCCAAAGAGGUGGACUUCCGAGACUCCAUACAUCCAGAGGUGUUAGAACUGCUUUUGGAUUACGCUUACUCAUCCCGAGUAGUCAUCAAUGAAGAGAAUGCUGAGUCUCUGUUGGAAGCAGGUGAUAUGUUAGAGUUCCAGGACAUCCGUGAUGCUUGUGCUGAGUUCCUGGAGAAGAACCUUCACCCAUCCAACUGCCUUGGCAUGCUACUUUUGUCCGAUGCCCACCACUGCACCCAGCUGUCCCAGCUUUCGUGGAGCAUGUGUCUUAGUAAUUUCCCAGCCAUCUGCAAGACAGAGGAAUUCCUGCAACUGCCCAAAGACAUGAUAGUCCAGUUGCUCUCGCAUGAAGAGCUGGAGACCGAGGAUGAGCGUUUGGUCUACGAAUCUGCCCUUAACUGGGUGAACUAUGAUUUGGAACGGCGACAUUGCCACUUACCAGAGCUUUUGCGCACUGUACGGCUAGCCCUUUUGCCAGCCAUCUUCCUCAUGGAGAAUGUCUCCACAGAGGAGCUCAUUAACUCACAAGCCAAAAGCAAAGAGCUGGUGGAUGAAGCAAUCCGCUGCAAGCUCCGUAUACUGCAGAAUGACGGUGUGGUUAACAGUCCUUGUGCCAGGCCCCGCAAGACAAGCCAUGCCCUUUUCCUGCUAGGUGGUCCCACCUUUAUGUGCGACAAGCUGUAUUUAGUGGACCAGAAGGCCAAAGAAAUCAUCCCAAAGGCAGAUAUCCCCAGUCCAAGAAAGGAGUUUAGUGCUUGUGCUAUUGGCUGCAAAGUCUAUGUGACAGGUGGUCGGGGCUCAGAGAACGGUGUGUCCAAGGACGUUUGGGUGUACGAUACCCUGCAUGAAGAGUGGUCAAAGGCAGCUCCCAUGAUAAUAGCUAGAUUUGGACAUGGUUCAGCUGAACUGCGCCACUGCCUGUAUGUAGUUGGAGGUCAUACGGCUGCAACGGGUUCUCCUCCAGCCUCUCCAUCUGUCUCGUUGAAGCAGGUGGAGCAGUUUGACCCAGUUGCCAACAAGUGGAGCAUGGUUGCACCGCUACGUGAAGGCGUUAGCAAUGCAGCAGUAGUCAGCGUAAAGCUUAAGUUAUUUGCCUUUGGAGGAACAAGUGUAACCCAUGACAAGCUACCAAAGGUCCAGUGUUAUGACCCAGUUGAAAACCAAUGGACUGUCCCAGCAUCUUGCCCACAGCCGUGGCGUUACACAGCAGCUGCUGUUUUGGGGAACCAGAUUUUUGUCAUGGGUGGUGACACUGAGUUCUCAGCUUGCUCUGCCUACAAAUUCAGCAGCGAGACCUACCAGUGGACUAAAGUAGGUGAUGUUACAGCUAAACGAAUGAGUUGCCAGGCUGUAGCCUCCGGGAACAAACUGUACGUAGUCGGCGGCUAUUUUGGAACACAGCGCUGCAAAACGCUAGACUGCUAUGAUCCCACACUGGAUGCCUGGAACAGCAUAACCACUGUACCCUAUUCCUUGAUCCCCACUGCCUUUGUUAGCACCUGGAAACAUCUCCCAGCCUGACGGCUGCACAUCCCCUGACCUAUCUUCAUCUUUCCAGACAUCCUGUGUGUGAGGUACUGGAUUCCAGCUGUGACGAUUUCCUGCUUUCUGUGCAAUUCCAUCAAAAGACUUCUUCUACCAUCAAAAGCUCAACGUUAAUAUUGAAGAUAUCCAGCAGUGCAGCUUUCACUGGUGUUUUUUUUUUUUAUUGUGUGCUUUAAAGUCUUUAUGUUAGGGGAAUCUUUCCUGAAACGUUUCCUUGACAUUUUAUUUUUGAGUCUUGCGACAUUGUUUGCCAUGACAACCAAAUGAACCUACUGCUAAUCUGAACACAGCUAAUUAGCGCCUGGCAUGUUUUCUUGUCAUAUCUAUGUGCCGGCGUGUACCCACUAUUUUGUUCUGGGAUGAAAAUAGAGUGUAAGCUUAAUUACUUUUCUGUGCAUCUUUCUUGCAAGAAGAACUUAUACCAGUGGGACUGAACAGGAGAGAGGCAGGGCACAAUAGACGGAAGAGCGAUUUCUGAAUGAAAGCAUGAAGAUGCCUUCUUAAUAUAUAUUUUUCAAAUAUUUCACUGUGCUCUCCUGCUAUCAUGUUGUGCAUUUACACUUCAGAAUUGUAUGGCAGAGAAGGAGAACUGCUUAUUUAUCCUAUGAAGGCAUAUUUUUAAAAAUUAUUCGCAGACAUGAAACAGAGACAUUUUGUCUGUCUCUCGUGUCAGACCUCCUCAACCUGGUGUGAAAACUUGCUGUGAGAAGGCAUCCAGACAAGAACCACACACCAGAUGUGUUCGUGUAUGUGUGUACGUGAAAAAAACCAGCAUGUCCCAGCAUGUUUGAUCGUACUAUAUUAUUCAUUCUUCUUCCAAAAAGUAAAAAAAAAAAAAACACCAAAAAAAAAACUUCGAGCAUGUCCACUGAGACUUGGAUGGAUGAUGAGCAUUUUAGAAAGCAACUGUCUUUUUCUCGACAGGGACACUGUCAUUUUGUCAACACCUCCUAAUGACUAGACAAGAGAACUCAUUGGUGUAAAGUUAGCCUGCGUAACUUUGUGCUGAGUGGUUCUGUUCUCGCACGUACAGCCUCAAUAUAAAUGUGAAAGUCAGAACGAUAGAAAGAGAGAGUAAGGUGAGAGUCGUUCUGUCUGCUGGAGAGGUAAUGUCUCCAUGGCAACAACAACGAACAACCUGAACUGAAAAGAGAGCAGUGUCUAUUCAUAGUCUUAAUUUAUAAGCUUUAUUUUACAGUUGUGUGUGGUUUUUUUUUUUUUAUUAUUAAUUUGAACUGUGUAUGUUUAGUUUUGUAUUUAUUGAUAAAAAAGAUGCUUGCUUACAUAUCGAGCUGUACAGAUUUCGCAAGUGUUUUGUGCUACGCAUGGCCCGUACUGCUUUGUGUUACAUACAAACUGCUCUUUUGCACACGUCUACUUCGUAGUGGCGCAGCCGAAUUUGUAAGGGUCAGAGAAUCCUGGACCUCUGGUUGGACUGACCUGAAAGCAGGCAGGCUUGAGGUCUGAGGUCAUCACCCGGAUAAGAAAGGGAGGAAUGACAUUGUAAGAUCAGAUUACCCAGAAUACAAUGGAGCAGUUGGUUUGGGAACCCUUGGGGGAAGGGCUGGGGGUUAAGAAUGCAUACUGUGACCUAUUGCAAAAGAGAGAGAAAAAAGUUCUAGUUGUGGCCCAGGGACUUUAGGAUCAAAUGUAAUGGUGUUUAAAAUUCAGGAAUUCCUAUGCUUACAGUAUGCAGUUACACCAAAACAUAUAAAUGAAGAAACAUUUACUGAAGACGCAAAAUGACUCUGAAUGCAAAACAAUAAAAAAGCUGCAAUAAUACUAAUAAUGCACCAUUCAACUGCUGUGUUUGGUUGAAACCUUGGCCUAGGUUGACUGCACAGUAUCGAAGCGUGGCCACUUGCUAAUAAUGCUUUGUCAGUGUCAGUGAUAGUAGAACUUGGUGUCAGUCUAAUUUGAUAUGACCGAUAAAGACACCAUGGCAUGCAGCGAGAAAUCUGACAUCAGCAGCUGCGGCGCAUAAAACAACUGGACCUGUCACAGAUGUCCCUGAGCACAGUGACAGGUGUUAAUUAUUAUUAACACCCUCGAGAUAGACGUUUGCUCUUUUUUUUCCUAUUCAAAGUCUUAACUAAGCGUUGUAGGAGACAUUGAAACAAUCCUUAGACUGCUGUUAAAUGUCUUUCCUACCAACAUCUGUAAAACAAAAGAGUGGCAUUGGACUAUGAAUUUACUUUUCCUCAGGGUUUACUGUAUUUACCAGUCCUACGUGUUAUGAAGGGUUUUAUUUUGUGGCUACAUUCAGUGACUAAUAUUAAACUGUGUUUAUUAUUAAGGCGGUGGUGAUGAUGAUGAUGAUGAUGAUGAUGCUACAUUCCAAAGGUCACACGCUGUGUUUGUACUUAAGUAUCACAGAAUAAAGCAAUGGAAAGAAGCUGUAGAAUAACAAGUCAGACAUAAUUGUGAGCACAAUUUACAAUUUGUGAAGUGUGAAGAGGGUACGAAUAAGCUUAUGCAUUUAUACAUUGAAGUUAGCAGUUCUGUAUGCUUUAUUUAUCACGCGAAAUGCCUGCUUUAUAGAAGAUCUCGGGAGGGAUAGGUUUGACUUCAGUUUCGUAUAGAACGCAUGACGAGAUUGGAAAGAAAGAGGUCGAGCCUCACAUUCCUUCCCCGAGCGUCUUCCUUUCCACCUUUUUUCAGUGUAGUGCUGCUUUAUCCUGCUGCCUUUAAAGCUUUCAGAUCUAUGCUUAAACAGAAAGCCCUCUCUGUUUUUUUCCGGCACACUGCACACGCAAACCUCCAGCUAAUCAGAUAGCCCGUCCUUGCCUCGUCUCAAGUAGCGUUUCCCAGGCAAUGGUCAACAAUUCCCCUCCUCCCGUUCCACAACUACACACAGCGUUUGAACUGGUAGCUGUCAAGUGUUUUGUUUGUCCUCACUCCCCCCCUCCCUCUUUCUCUCCCACUGACCCUGUUUUCCCCGACUCGAAGAUCAAGAGCCGAGUCGCAGGCUUGCACGUGGCAUAAAACUCUUAAUCAUUGUCUGCCUUUGUCUGUCAACACUGUCAAUGUUGGGCUGUAUUGUUCUAUUCUGUACGUUCUAGUAUGUUUUGUUAUUCUGUUGUCGCUCUGUCACAACCACGGCGGUUAACGUUAUUUUGUACAAGUGAUUUUUUUCACAAUGUGAAAUUUAUGGUGAAAUAAAACAUAAGAGUUUUUUCCUCUUGAUUG